Molecule: messenger RNA, 482 nt
Organism: Elgaria multicarinata webbii
Lineage: Eukaryota; Metazoa; Chordata; Lepidosauria; Squamata; Anguidae
Gene: PGF
Product: placental growth factor
Exons: 6
Coding region: 6-482 (158 amino acids)
Biological process (GO): positive regulation of angiogenesis; positive regulation of protein phosphorylation; response to hypoxia
Cellular component (GO): membrane
Molecular function (GO): growth factor activity; chemoattractant activity; vascular endothelial growth factor receptor binding
Source: RefSeq, a predicted model, not a curated record
CCGCGAUGCAACUUCUCAGCGGCUUCCUUCUGGCUCUCGCCCUGCAGAUGGUGGGCGCGCAGAGACAGAACAAGGUUCGUCCAAACAACACCACUGAAGGGGCAGUUCUAUCCUUUGAGGACGUUUGGAAUCGCAGCUACUGCCAGCCCUUGGAAAAACUGGUCAGUAUUAUGUCAGAGUACCCUAGUGAAGUAGAGCACGUAUUCAGUCCUUCCUGCGUCUCCCUGCGCCGCUGCAGCGGGUGCUGCUCCGAUGAGAAGCUCCAGUGUGUCCCGACAGAGACGGCCAACGUCACCAUGCAGGUCAUGAAGAUCCAUUCAGAGAAGCAGGCGCCCUACGUAGAGCUGUCCUUCGUUGAGCACAGGAAAUGUUUGUGCAGGCCUCGACAAAGUGCUGUGAAGUCUGGGAGGGGGAGGAGACCCAAGGGACGCAGCAAGAGGAAGCGGGCAAAGCAGAGACCCAAAAAAUUGAUCUCUAAGUGA